Lodderomyces beijingensis is the source of this 1668-nucleotide messenger RNA. NCBI's taxonomy places the organism in Eukaryota, Fungi, Ascomycota, Pichiomycetes, Serinales, Debaryomycetaceae. The record is from the annotation of a GenBank genome assembly.
AUGGCGGACUACGAAAAGGAAUUGCUUGCUGAUUUGCAAAGCAGCGACGAGGAAGGAGAAGAGGAAACAAAUGAAGUAGAGGAAGCUCAGGUUGGUGUUGAUGAUGAGGGUGUGGAAGCAAACACGUCGCGGCGUACCUUCCAAGAGAAGCUCACUGACCUCAUCGUCUCUUCAAGCACAACGUCAAGCCCAUUCCAGACUAUCCUUCAACAUCCAAACAUUGAAUCAGUUACAGAGCUCCGAUCUUUAUCCAAAAUAUUCCCACUAAUACCCGAGCUCAGGGGGAAAUUGAACGAAUAUUCAAAUGACCAAGAAAAUGACUUUCUCCAGCUACUUUCCGAGAUCAACGACAAUAGCCAAGGCAACUUCCAGUCCGACGAGUACAGAUUCAUCGUGGCGAUAAACGAAUUGUCAACGCUAAUAAACGACGAGAUUCAAGCUUACUCGAUGCUUUUAAAAGUGCAAUACAGGCUUGUGUUCCCAGAGUUGGAGUCCAUUAUAGUCAACAACAUUGACUAUGCUCGCAUAGUCUUGAUUAUAAAGCAGGACCUAACCGGGAUUCAGAAAUAUGAACAGGAUUUAAAAAAAUUGGUGACAAAUGACAAGGUCUUGGUUCUAAUCAUGUCAGCAUUGCAGCAGUCAAAAGACCAUUUCACUCUAUCUGAAAAAGAUAUGGCCAAGCUAAUAUCGUGCGCCUCAUUUAUUCUCGAGCUAGAUGAAAUACUCCACCAACUCUCGAAAUUUAUAUCGCACAAGCUUGCCAAGUUUGCCCCCAAUGUCAGUGCCAUCGUGGGCCCCAUAACCACGUCGCAGCUACUCAUCGCCUGUGGCUCGUUGCAGCAGCUCGCAUUGACGCCCUCGUGCAACAUCGCAUCGCUUGGAGUUCGUGAUUUAUCCUCGAAUAACAAAACUGCCUCCAGAAAUGUCCGGCAAACGGGGUACGUCUACCACAGCGACAUGGUCAAGUUCUUGCCUCCUGAAAUACAACGAUCUGCAAUGAGGAUAGUCAGUGGCAAAUUGAUCUUGGCCGCGCGAAUGGACCUUGCUAAAUCGGAUCUCGAAGGUAAGAUUGGCACAAAGUUGAAAAAGGAGAUUGAGGUCAAGAUUGAUAAAUUGCUAGCUCCACCUGAACAAACUCCCAAUAAGGCGUUGCCUGCCCCCGUCGAGAUCAAGUCUAAAAAGAGAGGAGGCAGAAGACUUCGCAAGAUGAAGGAACGGUUCCAAAUGUCUGAGCUUCGCAAAGCUCAGAAUAAGCUCGAGUUUGGCAAGCAAGAGGAAACCAUCACCGACGAUUAUGGCGAAGAUAUCGGGUUGGGCAUGAGCCGACUGGGGGGAGGCAAUGGAAGACUAGGCCAGAUUCAAGUCAACAAGAACACUAGUGCACGAAUGUCAAAGAGCAUGAUUGAAAGAUUGCAGAAACUGAAGCAGCAGCAGCAGCAGCAGCAGCAGCAAAAGCAGAAGCAGAAGGAACAGGGUUUGGCAAACAGUGUAUACGAGGAAGAUUUCGAUAACAUCAUCUUGGGCAGAGCUGUUCCGCAAAGCGAUGAGUCAAAACCAGAGCCGAGAAGAAGUAGGUGGCUCACGGGUUCAAUGAAGCGUAACAUUGACGUGGUUCUUGAUGGUGACAGGGCUGGUGCAGCUGAUAAGAAAAUGAAAAUAGAGGAGUAA